UUUCCACCUUAUCAGUGCAGUUCACAUUUUUCCGAUAGUUUUUCAUCAAUUUCACCGGGAAUAAGUUAAAAUUUCAUUUCGAAAUGAAGUUCGCCGAACACCUCUCAGCCCAUAUCACCCCGGAAUGGCGAAAACAAUACAUAAACUACGAGGAAAUGAAAGCCAUGCUUUAUGCCGCCGUAGAGCAAGCGCCAUCAUCGGAACUGGCUGAUCCUGAGGUCGUCAGCAGAUAUUUCGCCAAAUUUGACGAAGAGUUCUUCCAUUACUGCGACAAAGAGCUUGCCAAAAUCAAUACUUUCUACUCCGAAAAGCUUGCAGAGGCUACAAGAAAAUUUGGAAAUUUACGAAGUGAACUCACUGAGGCCCUUGAGGUUGGAAUGGUUAAUAAGCAAAAAGCUUGGCGCACAAAAAAUCCUUUACGGAAGAAAAAUGUCCCAGCCCGGAAAAUCCAAGAUCUUCGACUAGCCUUCAGUGAAUUUUAUUUGGGCUUGAUUUUGUUGCAGAAUUAUCAGAAUUUGAAUUUCACUGGGUUUCGCAAGAUACUGAAGAAGCAUGACAAAUUGUUAUCCGUGGAUUACGGAGCCAAGUGGAGAUGUGAUCAUGUCGAGACUUCCCAUUUUCACACGAAUAAGGACAUUGACCGGUUGAUUCAAGAAACUGAAGCUCGAUUCACGCAGGACAUUGAACGAGGCGACAGGCAGAAGGCGAUGAAAAGACUGAGAGUCCCCCCGUUAGGCGAGCAACAGAGUCCUUGGACAACGUUCAAGGUUGGACUGUUUUCUGGAGCAUUUGUGAUUUUACUAGUUGCGGUUAUUUUGUCCGCGAUAUUCCAUGGAAUUGAUGAUGAUUGGAGAAUUGCUUCGCGACUAUUCCGAGGACCGCUCUUGAUCAUCGAGUUUCUGUUUCUGUGGGGUGUCAACGUUUAUGGUUGGCGGUCUUCGGGAGUAAAUCACGUACUGAUCUUCGAGUUGGAUCCUAGAAAUCAUCUUUCGGAGCAACAUAUUAUGGAAUUUGCCGCGAUUUUCGGAGUGAUUUGGGCUAUAUGUGUUCUCUGUUUUAUAUUUAGUGAUGCGUUGAGUAUUCCUACAUAUUCCGGGCCAAUAAUGCUGUACAUGCUAAUGACAUUGUUUUUGUUUAACCCGACUAAAACAUUCUCGCAUGAAGCUCGAUUUUGGGCAAUUAAAGUUAUUGGACGGGUGUUUUUGGCUCCAUUCUUUUAUGUGACCUUCGCCGAUUUCUGGAUGGCUGAUCAACUGAAUAGCAUUGUUCCUGCUUUUUUGGAUAUACAACACUUUUUGUGUUUCUUCACAAUAAAUCCAAGCUGGGAGAGAGUUUCAGACGGUCAAGUUUGCAUAAAAAAUCUUUCGAUAUCACGUCCUAUAGUGGCCAUGCUUCCAGCUUGGUUUCGUUUCGCCCAAUGUAUUCGUCGAUUUCGCGAUACACGUGAGGCUUUCCCGCAUCUCGUGAACGCUGCCAAAUAUGCAACAUCGUUUUUCGUGGUGAUUUUCUCAUACAAAACACAGACAACAUCAGAUAUUUAUCCUAUCUCGACGGAAAAUCCUUGGCUAUACUUCUGGAUUGUAGCUCUCCUAGUUUCAUCUUGCUAUGCCUACACAUGGGACAUCAAAAUGGAUUGGGGCCUGUUCGAUUCCAAGCCUGGCGAUAAUAAAUUUCUGCGUGAGGAAAUUGUUUACUCAUCGACGUGGUUUUACUACUUCGCCAUUGCGGAAGAUUUAGUGCUGAGAUUUGCGUGGACGUUAUCGAUGAGCCUCAUUCAAGCGGGCUAUGUUGACGGUGACCUAAUGAUGACUAUCCUUAGUCCUCUGGAAGUUCUGCGAAGAUUCUUUUGGAAUUUUUUCCGUCUGGAAAACGAACACUUGAACAAUUGUGGCAAAUUCCGUGCCGUACGGGAUAUAUCAGUGGCACCGAUGGAUUGCUCAGACCAGGCUACUAUAUUGAGGAUGAUGGACGAGGAGGACGGUGUCUCGAAUCGUCGGAACAAAAGCAAAUUUUCGGCAAAGAAGCGACCAGAACAACGACUCCUGCUUGAAUCCGAGUCAAAUGAGGAUUUACGUUUAUGAGGUUUGAGACUGAGGAGGAGUUUUAGCAGAAGCAACGGGUAUGCGGCAAUUUUUCCUACUGACGAUGGAAUUGUAAAUUAGAUUUAAGACACAAAGUAUAUAUUGUAGUUCGGAAACUUUUAUAAGUGAGUGUUGUAUGAAAGUUGUCUAGAGGCUUUUUUGGAUAAUUUUCUUCCAUUUAUUUUAUCCAAUCUGGUAGAAUGUCUUGAACAAGGUAAAAAGAGCUUCUGGAAACAUAUCAGUAAACUGCAGUUAUUUAACCCGACUCUUUCCUGGUACAUAACAAAUCAAUUUUUACGAUGAAGAGAUUAAUAUAAUAAUAUCCUUAAAAUAAUCUAGAAUUUGUCAGUUUAUCAGACCCUACAUCGCAAUGUAUCUAAGUCUUAUGAUGAGCAUUUAUCUUGACAUGAAACCCAACUGUUCGAAGCACAUGGGGACAUAGCUAUCUGAACCUAAUCUAAGUUUGCUUUUUAACAAAUUUCUUUCUAGUCAAAUACAUAGAAAAUCUAUUUUAUCUUUCCUAACAAAUUAUAUUAUAUUUUGUAGCCUAUUUACAAGUUUUAAAAAAGUUUUUGUCCAUAUUUAUUGAUAUAAAUACAUCUAGAAGGAUAGAUGUUGUGAAUUUUUUUAAGAAUUCAA
Hermetia illucens (black soldier fly) is the source of this 2720-nucleotide messenger RNA. RefSeq names its product xenotropic and polytropic retrovirus receptor 1 homolog (gene PXo). Bases 84 to 2081 code for a protein of 665 amino acids. Gene Ontology annotation, cellular component: cytoplasm; Golgi apparatus; plasma membrane. Gene Ontology annotation, molecular function: inositol hexakisphosphate binding. Gene Ontology annotation, biological process: phosphate ion transport; cellular response to phosphate starvation. The record is from RefSeq and is a predicted model, not a curated record. Lineage: Eukaryota; Metazoa; Arthropoda; Insecta; Diptera; Stratiomyidae. The transcript has 6 exons.